GGCGAACAAAUGUGGGUUGCGACAGAUAUAUAUGUGUGAGGACAUGAACACAGUCUACUGGUAUGUAGCAGUGCAAGCUUGGCUCCCGCGCAUCACAUGAUCAGCUAGACUGCUGGUUUCUCCGCCAUCCCUUGCGCGUUGCCAAACAUCUCCUUCUCCACUUGCUGCCGAGACGCCUCCGCAGCCUGCACACAUGCAGUCAGAGACACAGAUAGAUAUAGCCACCCACUGAUUUGCUGUGCGAUCGACCCACCUCGUAGGAGAGGAUUUCACUGGGAGAGCUCUUGCGGACCAUCUCGAUCACCGUGCGGUUCCUGAAGUCGGUGUCGUCCGCCCUGAUGCUCACCAGCAGGUGAUCGAAAACAGAUAUCGUCGUGGCACUCGACUUGUGGCUCAGAGUCUGAGAGACACGCAAAGCAGGGAGUUCGGGCAUCGCAUCGCACCGCAUGAAGGACAACACAGACACGACGCAGGCACCUGUUUGUCUUCGUCGAAUGUGUAGUCGGCUUCUUUGAGCAGCACCACCCCUUCGAUGCCGAAGCGGGGGAUCGACACCUGCACGCCGUUGCGCCGCACACGCACCACCACUGAAUCAGCCGUCGAUGGGCCCUGCAGACAGAGGGAGGGGAGAGUGGCACGAAUGUCGGCUGCACAUCCGUAGACAGGGUUUGAGUGAGUGCGGUAGGUACCUUCUUCUUGAAGUAUAUGUAUGUGUGCAGGUCGACGGAUGCCCGGCCCGCCCACUGCGCAUUGCGGUGCUUGACGUUGAUAACGUCACACUGGUCCGAUAUCUGACCACCAACACCACCAAACACACACCGUCAGGCAGGCUGCCAGCGGUCGGUCCAUGUCUGUGGUGCCCGGCGGCGUGUGUGUAACCCACCUACCCGGUCUUUGUGUGAGAGUUGGUCUGGGAGGCCUUCGAUGUUGAGGCCGGCAGCCAACAGCCGAUGCACCAACACGUCCGCGUACCUGUGUACACGACACAUAUGAAGGCAGGCAGGCCAAUCCAUGUGUCUUGUGUGAUUGAUGGCAUGGCGUACCUGCGAAUGGGUGAGGUGAAGUGUGUGUAGAGGUCCGCGGCCAGGCCGUAGUGGAAGAAUUCCUGACGAUCCACCUCACUCGUGCAGAAGUACACAGCCUGACCGAUAGAUACAUACCACACACACGACACACCAGGCAUUCACCAUCAACGACUCCAACCCACCCCCCCUCCCCCCCACAGCACAGGUGCAUGCAGCAAUACAUCGACAUCAAUGCAUGUAUGGGUACCUGGUUCAUGCAGCGUGUGGUGAGUAUCCGAACCAGCUUGUUGAAGUAGGCGUCAUCGCCCUUGACGGCACGGUCCAGGGACUCCGCCAGCUCCUUGGACGAACCAUACCUGACCCAACAAUCGACCGACAGAGCCACACAAGCCAUCCAUCCAUCCAUCCGCGUGCCUCUCUCUGUCCAUCUGUCUGCAUCACAGCAGGCUGGCCCACUUGAAUUCGGUGAAUCCGUUGGAUGCGAGGAGCUUCUUGAGGGCCUUCAGGGCGUCCUCCUUCGGCGGCGGGUGACGCCUGCACUCAUCCAGCCAUCCAACCAUCCAUCCAUCCAUCCAGCCAUGCAGAGAUGCACUCCCUCCCUGUGCACGACCCUCCUGUGCUGUGAGUGCGUGUGCUGACUUACCGGAGGACCGAGUAGAGGGGGAACUUCUCGAGGAUGAAUGUAGCCACUGUCGAGUUGGCGAACAGCAUGAACUCUUCCACCUGACAGACAGAUAUUUCGAUAGGUGGGUCGGGUCGGUGGGGAGGUGGGGAUUCAUGACUCCGCGCCCAACGUACCAGUUUGUUGGUCUCCCUGAGUUGGUACAUGGCCACGUCCGUCGGGUCGGCCGUCUCAGAGUCCAGCUCAAACUUCACCUGAACCACACCACACAAUGAAUGCAUACCGGCCGGCCGGCCGCCUGCGUGUCUGCAAGCGGGCUGCCAGUGUGGUGUGACCUACCUCGGGUGAGGCCAGUUCGAGCGCCCCCUUGGCCAUUCUCCUCCCACGAAUCUGCCGGGCGAGAUCCAGCAAGAUCCGCAGGUUGAUGGCCAGCUGGCUCCUGACCAUAUGAUAUGGCCGCACAAGAACGAACCAGGUGAAACGUUCGAACAUGUGUUCUGAUGGGUUGUGUUCGGUACUUACUUGUCAUUUGGGUCGUCAAUGAUUGCCUGCGCCUCCGCGUAGGCCAGGGCAGCACUGGACCUGUGAGAGAGAAGCAGACAGACAGACAGACGGGAUGGAUGACUGUGUGGACAAUCGACGGGCACAUAAGGGUGGUGGCUCUCACUUGAUGACAGACUUGUGGAAUUCCGUCUUCUUGACUUCAGCCUGGUGCAAGCAAGGGACAGAGAGAGCCGGCUAUCCAUGCAGACAGAAGCGGGACUUGACCCCCCCUCAUCUACCUACCUUGGGUGUCAUUUCCCACAGGACAGAGAAUGCAAGCCGCUGACGGCCCCCACUGCAAAACGAGAGCAGCCGGCCAGCACCAAGUUAGUGGCGGGUGGUUGUGUUGUAGUGCAUGGCUGGCUGGCUGGCUGGCUGGCUAGGGCGGGCACUUACACGAGUGAGCAAAGGUCGGUGGUGAGGAGGCCGGGCAGCAUGUCGGUUCUCUUCUCCACCAGAUACACCGUGGUACACCUACAUCACAUUCAUCCACAAACGAAUGUCAGUCACAAGACAGAUCGUCCACCCACCCACUCACUCACAAACUCACCUUUCCGCGGCCUCUUUAUCGAUGGCAGUGUCCGGCUUGACGUAGUGCGUCACGUCCGCAAUGUGAACACCGAUCUACACGCCAGCACGACAGACAUCAGCAAGGAUGAGCCCGCCGCCUCAAGUACUCACUCGUGCAGAUAUAUACCCGGUAGUUGCCAUUGGGAAGGUGCUCGACGCUGAGAGCAUCGUCAAUGUCCUUGCAGCCUUUGUCAGAGCAACACACACGCAUUCCACUUUGCCCUCUCACCCAACCACCGCGCUGGCUGCUGCCUCCCUGCCUACGUCUGACCUGGUGGGUCGAUAGAGCAGACGAGUAUGUUUCGGAGAUCCAGCCGCCUCGCGAUCUCCUCUUCGGUGAUCUAAUUGAUGGACACAUAACACACACACACAUACACAGAGGAAUGGUUUUGUUUUGUUCCGUGCACGCACGCUGUACUGACUUGGAAGUCUGCAGGCGGCAGGCACUUGAGCACCGCCUCAGAGAAAUCUCUGACACAGAGAGAGAGAGAGAGAGCCAUGCAGAAGGAGACAAGAGGCGCCUUCCUCUCCCCGUCCCAACUCCGCCUCACCUGGUGAUGACGCCAUGCUCCUUGAGGAUGACCGCACUGCACACCACACCGAUCGACACAGCAACAGAACACUCAUACAUACACAGACUGACCGACCCACCUCUCCGUUGCCUUGUCUCCAGUGUCGCCUAGAAUCGACACCCAGUGGCCCUGAGUGGGGGAGUGGAAGGGAGACACACAUCAUCAUGAGCACGCGGCUUCGGCUGUCUGCCUGCCCCAUCGACCCGACCGACCGACCCGUGGGUAUCUUGAGAAUCGGUCCCAUGAGUCGAUGGCAACCACUAUACGCUUGUUGUCCAGCUGGUGGGAGUGCCGCGUCUGACAAGUGCGUGUGUGUAUGUCUGUGCUGUUUGGGUGCGUCCCUCCCUCCCCCUCUCCCAUUUCUUACUUUGAUGAUGAUGUAGGGUAUCCUUGGGUCAGCGGGGAUGAAGUACCGCUCUGUGGUCACCAUGGCGGACGAACCCACCUCUGCACGGCGCGCAUCCACACACAUACACAUACACAGACGAGCUCAGAUGGAGUUGUUGUCGUGAAUGCAUUGGCAGGCAGGCAGCCAGCUGACUCACUCACUCCUGAAGUCGUCCAGAGGUCUGAGGGACCCGCAGUACUCCCGCCAACCCCUCUUGAUGACCCCUACUACCUGCAGACGGACCAAACAAACAAGGCAUAUGUGUGUGUGGCUUUGUGGCUUCAGACAGGCUGCUUCCGCCCGCCCUCCCUCCCUCCCUCACUGACCCGUCCCGUUUUGCGUUCGGCCCCCAGUGCGGCUGCCUGCCCACCAGCUGCGGGCUCCACCUCCAUCCGGUCAGCCUCGGCCGCCUCGUCCUCCUGCGUGUCAUCCAGGAACUUGUCGUCCUGCAGGGCCCAGCACACACAAACACACUUAUGGAUCGGAGAGGGGAGGGGAGGGGCAGUGCGGUGGGCGGUGCAGACAGACAGACAGACAGACGGACUGACCUCUCCUGUGUCGUCGGCAGCGAUGAGCUGGACGGCCACCACAUCCCCAUCCACAGCACGGUUCAGAUCCUGGCGGCCAUGAAUCCUCACGUCGCCCUCAACCCCUGCGCACAAUAAGGAAGGGAUAUAUGUGCCUUGCCUUGUCCCUGCCUAUUUGCAACUGACCUUUGCAGGCCACAUAGCCCUCGAAGCACGUCGUCCGGUUCAUGCGCAGCACCCCCUGAAUGAAUGAAUGAAGGCCACACCCACCGGCGUGUGUGUGUGCAUACGGGGAUCCUCUAUCCUGUACCACGGCACCUGGUAGAGUUCCUUGAGCCUGAUCUUGUCCCUGAUCUGCGACUCCUUCAUGUGGGGGGGGAAGAACCCCUUGGACGGUUCCUUGGGGGUCUCCAGGCGAGAGGGCGCCACGCCGGCCUCGUCGAGCUCGUCCUCAUCGCGCAGCUCGUCUUCCGCAUCCUCGCGCGACUGCACAGCACACAGCCGACCGACAUGCACAUACAUGUGAAUGGUCUCUCUGCGUGGUGUAGUGUACGAGUUGUGCGAGCUUCUCCCCCGCGUUGGGGAACUUGUGUUUGAGCAUGUCGACGUACUCGUAGAUGGUCAUGGUCGCCAGGCCCUCCGCCGCAGCCCUCGCCUUGUUGCGGGCGUCGUUGGUCAGCAGCAGCACACGCUUCGAUGCCGUCGAUGCAUCAUGGCCCAGCAGCUCCUGCACAGAGGCCGGGUGCCGGGCAUACCUACACACACACAUGCACACACAAAUGCACACAUGCACAGACAGAGCGGUGCAAUAUAUGCAUGUAAUGAGUGUCUGUCUGGCAUCUCACCAGUGGGCAGCCACACGGAUGGCCCGGUCGUUGCGGUCGUUGACCGUCUCAUCUGACAUAUAUGACGACACACAAUGAGAGAGAGCAUGGUGCUCUGCUGCCACACCGCGUACGUACCUGCUUUUCUCGACACAUUGGUUGCCGAGAAGAACUCAUUGCAGAAGACAUAGAACCGCCGGCUGUCGUCUUUGGUGUCGACCUGCAUGGCGUCGGCGUCAUGACCUCUGUCCCUCUUGCGGUCCUUUAUCUUCUGCACCGACUCUCGAUACCGAUCCUGACAGACAGACAGACAGACAGACAGUCAAGCCACCCAAUCAGCCCAUAUAUAAUGAGCCUGUUAGCUACCGCCAUAUAUCUGCGUGUGUGGAUCCAUUCAUUGCAUACGUACCUGCUGGUCAGCCUUGCAGAGUGACCGAAGCCGCGCAUACGUCUGCAAGUUCCGAUGACGGACCUGGCGAAACACACACACAGCAGAGGUCAACCAACAGGUGUCUGUCACGCCUGCCGUGGCAGGCAUGUUCGUUCUAUGAGUCGAUGGUUUUCUUCUGCUGCUUGCUUGCCUCGUUGAGCACUGUCGAGAGGAUGACGACGUUGUCUAUGCAUGCAUCUUCCAUGAGGAAGUCGAUUUGGUGCAGCACCACAUUGGUGUCCAGCAACAGCAGACUCUCAUCCUCACUGAAUGUCAGGACGCCUGGUGCAACAACCACACCGCCCAUCCAUCCAUCCAUCCAUCUAUCCAUUGCAUGACAAACAUGCCCUCUGUGUGUGUGUCUGGCACCGCACCUGUGUUGUGCGUCGCGUCGCACACAGGGCAGCCGAACACGCCGCACCAGAUGUCAUCCCGGAGAUAGAUCUCCCUCACGAUCUUCCGGAUCUUGCCCCUCCGCGUUUUCCGCAGGAAUGUGUCAAUCCGCUUGUCCUCUGUAUCCACGUCCAUGCUUGGCUUUUCUGCGAAGAGCUUGAAGUCCCC
Messenger RNA from Vitrella brassicaformis, 6062 nucleotides. The record is from the annotation of a GenBank genome assembly. Lineage: Eukaryota; Vitrellaceae.